GGCGCGGCCUUUUGUCUCUCGCUGCCACCGAAGCUCCAGGUCUCGUCUAUCUGCUUUGUGUCCUCUGCUCCUAGAAGCCCAGCCUGUGUGGCCCUGCGACCUGCGGGUAUUGGGAGAGCCACAGCUAAGACGCCAGGGCCCCCUGGAAGCCUAGAAAUGGGAGCAUUGACAUUUAGAGAUGUGGCCAUAGAAUUCUCUCUGGAGGAGUGGCAAUGUCUGGACACUGAACAACAGAAUUUAUAUAGAAAUGUGAUGUUAGAUAACUACAGAAACCUGGUCUUCCUGGGUAUUGCUGUCUCAAAGCCAGACCUGAUCACCUGUCUGGAGCAAGAAAAAGAGCCUUUGAAUGUGAAGACACAUGAUAUGGUAGCCGAACCCCCAGUUAUAUGUUCUCAUAUUGCCCAAGACCUUUGGCCAGAGCAAGGCAUAAAAGAUUAUUUCCAAGAAGUCAUACUGAGACAAUAUAAAAAAUGUAGACAUGAGAAUUUAUUGUUAAGAAAAGGCUGUAAAAGUGUGGAUGAGUUUAAGAUGCGCAAAAAAGGUUAUAAUAGACAUAACCAGUCUAUUAUAACUACCCACAGCAAAAUAUUUCAGUGUGACAAAUAUGUGAAAGUCUUUCACAAAUUUUCAAAUUCAAAGAGACAUAAGAUAAGACAUCCAUCAAAGAAACCUUUCAAAUGUAAAGAAUGUGGAAAAUUAUUUUGCAUUCUUUCACACUUAGCUCAACAUAAAAAAAUUCAUACUGGAGAGAAACCCUACAAAUGUGAAAAAUGUGGCAAAGCCUUUAAUGAGUCCUCAAACUGUACUACACAUAAAAGAAUUACUGAGAAAAAACCUUACAAAUGUAAAGAAUGUGGCAAAGCCUUUAACUGGUUUUCACAUUUUACUACUCAUAAGAGAAUUCAUACUGGAGAAAAACCCUACCAAUGUGAGAAAUGUGGCAAAUCUUUUAACCAAUCCACAAACCUUACUACACAUAAAAGAAUUCAUACUGGAGAGAAACCAUAUAAAUGUGAAGAAUGUGGCAAAUCCUUUAACCAGUCCUCAAACCUUACUGAACAUAAGAAAAUUCAUACUAAAGAGCAACCAUACAAAUGCGAAAAAUGUGGCAAAGCUUUUAAGUGGUCCUCAACCCUUACUAAACAUAAAAGAAUUCAUACUGGAGAAAAACCCUACAAAUGUGAAGAAUGUGGCAAAGCUUUUAACCGAUCCUCAACCCUUAAUAGACACAAGAUAACUCAUACUGGAGAGAAACACUACAAAUAUAAAGAAUGUGGUAAAACUUUUAACCAAUCCUCAACUCUUACUACACAUAAGAUAAUUCGUACUGUAGAGAAAUUUUACAAAUGUGAAGAAUGUGGCAAAGCCUUUAGCCGGAUCUCACACCUUACUACACAUAAGAGAAUUCAUACUGGAGAGAAACCCUACAAAUGUGAAGAAUGUGGCAAAGCUUUCAACCAGUCCUCAACCCUUACUACACAUAAAAGAAUUCAUACUGGAGAGAAACCCUAUGAAUGUCAAGAAUGUGGCAAAGCUUUUAACCGGUCCUCAACCCUCACUACACAUAGGAUAAUUCAUUCUGGGGAAAAAAUCUACAAAUGUAAAGAAUGUGGCAAAGCCUUUAGGCGGUUCUCACACCUUACUAGGCAUAAGACAAUUCAUACAUAAAAUUGUAAAGACUGUGGCAAAGCUUUUAAACAAUCUUUAUACCUCACUACACGUAAGAUAAUUAAUGCUGAAGAGAAACCCUACAAAUGUGAAGAAUGUGGCAAAGCUUUUAACCAGUCCUCAAAUCUUACUAAACAUAAGAUAAUUCAUACUGGAGAAAACCUACAAAUGUGAAGAAUGUGGCAAAGUCUAACCAGUCUUCACACUUUACUACACAUAAGAUAAUUCAUACUGGAGAGAAACCCUACAAGUGUUAAGAAUUUGGCAAAGCCUUUAACAAAUCCUCAAUUCUUAACAGACAUAAGAUGAUUCGCCUGCCUGCCUGCCUUCCUUCUUUCCUUCCUUCCUUCCUUCCUUCCUUCCUUCCUUCCUUCCUUCCUUCCUUCCUUCCUUCCUUCCUUUCUUCCUUCCUUCUUUCUUUCCUUCUUUCUCUUUCCCUCUGUGGCCCAGGCUGCAACCUACUCGGCUCGCUGCUGCCCGCGCCAUGGACUGCCUGGGACUGCCGGCGCGCGCCACCGCUGCCUGCCUUUUCUCCUUUGGCUGCAGGCACGCGUUCGCCAUGUGGCCCACGCUGGUCGCCAGCUCCUGAGGCUGAGUGCUCUGCCCGCCUCAGCCUCCCGAGGUACUGGGACUGCAGACGGAGUCUCGCUCACCCAGUGCUCGGUGUUGCCCAGGCUGGAGUGCGGUGGUGUGGUCUGGCCUCGCGGCAGCCUCCGCCUCCCAGCCGCCUGCCUUGGCCUACAAGGGCGCUGGGAUUGCAGCCCCUGCCCGGCCGCCGCCCCGUCUGGAAGGUGGGGAGCAUCUCUGCCCGGCCACCCAUCGUCUGGGAAGUGAGGAGCGCCUCUGCCCGGCCGCCCACCGUCUGGGAAGUGAGGAGCGCCUCUGCCUGGCCACCCACCGUCUGGGAAGUGAGGAGCGCCUCUGCCCGGCCACCCCGUCUGGGAAGUGAGGAGCGCCUCUGCCUGGCCACCCAUGGUCUGGGAAGUGAGGAGCGCCUCUGCCCGGCCACCCAUCAUCUGGGAGGUGAGGAGCGCCUCUGCCCGGCCGCCCCAUCUGGGAGGAAGUGAGGAGGGCCUCUGCCUGGCCACCCCACCUGGGAAGAAGUGAGGAGCACCUCUGCCCGGCCACCCCAUCCGGGAAGAAGUGAGGAGCGCCUCUGCCUGGCCGCCCCGUCUGGGAAGUGAGGAGCGCCUCUGCCCGGCUGCCCCAUCCAGGAAGAAGUGAGGAGCACCUCUGCCCGGCCACCCCAUCUGGGACGUGAGGAGCGCCUCUGCCCGGCCACCCAUCGUCUGGGAAGUGAGUAGCACCUCUGCCCAGCCACCCCGUCUGGGAAGUGAGGAGAGCCCCUGCCCGGCCACCCGUCAUCUGGGAAGUGAGGAGCGCCUCUGCCCGGCCACCUAUCGUCUGGGAAGAAGUGAGGAGAGUCUCUGUCUGGCCGCCCCGUCUGGGAAGCGAGGAGCGCCUCUGCCCGGCCACACUGUGUCUGGGAAGAAGUGAGGAGCGCCUCUGCCCGGCCGCUCCAUCUGGGAGGUCUACCACGGAGGCCAGAAGCAAUGUGGGGGCUGGACGUGGUGGCUCACGCCUGUGGUCCCGGCACUCUGGGGGGCAAGGCGGGUUGAUCACUUCGGGCUGGGAGUUCGAGACCAGUCUGACCAACUUGGCGAAACAUGAAAAAUACAACAGACCAACCAACCAACUCAAUGACAACAAAACAGGUCUACCCUGGAGUCAUACUCUAAUUUUUUCUAUUUUCCUCCCUUUCUGAUCCUUUAGCCCACUUUCUUUUUCUUCCUCUUCCUUCUCCCUCUUCUUUGUCAAGUAGAGGAUUGAGUUAUUAUCACUGAUCUAUAUAAAGUCCCUCUCUCAUUUAUUUUAACUCCCACCCCCCAUUUCUAUUCCCCGACUUCCUAUGUGCAACAUUCCUAAUAUGUUUGAUAUGCAUCUUUUUGUUUGUAUGUAUUUUUAGAAAAUGUUUAUUGUUUUUGUGUGCAAAAAGAAAUUAAUAAAAAAAAAGAAAAAAAAAAGAUGAUUCAUACCAGAGAGAAACUGUACAAUCCUGAAAGUUGUAACAUUGCUUUUGACAACACCUCAAACUUUUCCAAACAUCAAAGAAAUACUGGCGAGAAAUUCUAGAAAUAUGAAGAAUGUGAC
This is a messenger RNA of Symphalangus syndactylus (siamang), 3819 nucleotides long. RefSeq names its product putative zinc finger protein 730. Gene Ontology annotation, cellular component: nucleus. The record is from RefSeq and is a predicted model, not a curated record. Gene Ontology annotation, biological process: regulation of transcription by RNA polymerase II. Lineage: Eukaryota; Metazoa; Chordata; Mammalia; Primates; Hylobatidae. Gene Ontology annotation, molecular function: DNA-binding transcription factor activity, RNA polymerase II-specific; RNA polymerase II cis-regulatory region sequence-specific DNA binding.